Glycine soja is the source of this 3908-nucleotide messenger RNA. RefSeq names its product type II inositol polyphosphate 5-phosphatase 15-like. Gene Ontology annotation, molecular function: phosphatase activity; protein binding. The record is from RefSeq and is a predicted model, not a curated record. Gene Ontology annotation, biological process: phosphatidylinositol dephosphorylation. The coding region runs from base 201 to 3503 and encodes 1100 amino acids. The transcript has 12 exons. Lineage: Eukaryota; Viridiplantae; Streptophyta; Magnoliopsida; Fabales; Fabaceae.
GUUUAACUCUGGAAAGAAUAGUGUGGAUUGUUGGAACAGGCGUGAGGUGUCUCGUCUCAGCUGGAAUUUUGCUUGGUCUCUCUCCGCUUCAGACCAAACUUCCACUCCCUCAGAGUCAAACAAACCACAAUUAACAUCGCACACGCUAUAUUUUCUCCCACUGUUCCGAUCGUCAACGAAACGUAAUUGAUUCAAAUUCAAUGGAUCCAUCAUCACCACCACCACCACUACUCCGCCAAAACGACGUCGCCUCGUUCGACCGUGAAACUUCUUCUAGAAUAUACUUGCACUCCUCCUCUUCCGACGACGACGUUUCGCCCUCCAAUUCCAUCCAAUCCACCAACCGCCGCCUCGAUUACAUGCUCCAGUUUCUCGACCGGAAGCUCUCCGCCGACCACGGCCACCGCCGCCACUCCCCCGGCUCCCGUGCGGCGCCUCUGCCGGAGUUCGUCGCGAAGGGAGGCGGCGCCGGCAUCUUCCGCCUUCCCGCGCGCGGGGCGGUGCACCCGGCGCGGCCGCCGAGCCUUGAACUGCGGCCGCACCCGCUGCGGGAGACUCAGAUUGGACGUUUCCUGAGGAACAUUGUUUCUAGCCAGUCGCAGCUCUGGGCGGCUUCCGAGUGCGGCGUGAGAUUCUGGAACUUCAAGGAUCUGUACGCGUCGUGGUGCGGCGUCGGAGGAGAAGAAGUUGUUGCGAGAAGCGGGGACGAGGAGAGUGCGCCGUUUCGGGAGUCGGUGUGGACUUCGCCGGCGUUGUGUUUGGUUGCGGAUGAGGGGAACAGGUUGGUUUGGAGUGGACAUAAGGAUGGGAAGAUUAGGUGCUGGAAGAUGGAUGAUGAUGAUGAUAACAACGACAACUGCGAUUGGAGCAAUCGGUUUACGGAAAGCUUGUCUUGGCAUGCUCACCGUGGACCUGUUCUUUCCCUUACCUUCACCUCAUAUGGGGAUCUGUGGUCGGGUUCAGAAGGAGGAGGUAUAAAAAUAUGGCCUUGGGAGGCUGUUGAAAAAUCUAUUCAUCUUACUAAGGAGGAAAGGCACAGUGCUGUCAUAUUCGUGGAGAGGUCCUAUGUUGACUUAAGGAGCCAGCUAUCUACAAAUGGCUUCAGUAACAUGCUAACUUCAGAUGUAAAGUACUUAGUAUCUGAUAAUUUGAGAGCAAAGGUGUGGAGUGCUGGCUAUUUUUCAUUUGCUUUGUGGGAUGCUCGUACAAGAGAGCUACUGAAAGUUUUCAAUUCAGAAGGACAGAUUGAGAAUCGGUUGGAUGUGUCCUCAAUUCAAGACUUUUCAGUGGAGCUUGUUUCAAGUUCAAGGAAAGACAAAACACAAAGUUCCAUUGGGUUCUUUCAGCGUUCACGUAAUGCCAUAAUGGGGGCAGCAGAUGCUGUUCGUCGAGUUGCAGCAAAGGGAGGCUUUGGGGAUGAUCACCGGAGAAUUGAAGCACUAGUGGUAACAAUAGAUGGAAUGAUUUGGACAGGGUGUACAAGUGGCUUACUGGUGCAAUGGGAUGGAAAUGGAAAUCGCAUACAAGAUUUUCUUUACCAUUCAUCUGCCAUUCAGUGUUUUUGUACUUUUGGCAUGCAAAUUUGGGUAGGCUAUGUGUCUGGCACUGUUCAGGUAUUGGACCUCAAGGGUAAUCUAAUUGGGGGAUGGGUGGCUCAUGGCAGUCCAAUUGUAAAAAUGACAGUUGGCGCUGGUUAUGUAUUUGCAUUGGCUAACCAUGGUGGCAUACGUGGAUGGAACAUCACCUCCCCAGGACCCCUUGAUAGCAUAUUGCGUUCAGAAUUGGGUGGCAAAGAAUUUUUAUAUACUAAAAUAGAAAAUAUAAAAAUAUUGAGUGGCACUUGGAAUGUUGGACAAGGAAAAGCAUCUCUAGAUUCCCUUACUUCAUGGCUAGGUUCUGUGGUGUCAGAUGUUAGCCUUGUUGUUGUUGGGCUGCAAGAGGUUGAAAUGGGUGCUGGAUUUCUUGCAAUGUCUGCAGCUAAAGAAACUGUAGGAUUGGAGGGAAGUUCUGUUGGGCAGUGGUGGCUGGAUAUGAUAGGCAAAACAUUAGAUGAAGGUUCAACAUUUGAACGUAUUGGAUCCAGGCAACUUGCUGGCUUGGUCAUUGCUGUGUGGGUUAAAACCAACAUUAGAUUUCAUGUUGGGGAUGUUGAAGUGGCAGCAGUUCCAUGUGGCUUCGGACGUGCUAUUGGCAAUAAGGGAGCUGUUGGUUUGAGAAUUAGAGUGUAUGAUCGGAUAAUGUGCUUCGUUAAUUGUCACUUUGCUGCACAUUUAGAUGCAGUUGGUCGUCGCAAUGCAGAUUUUGAUCAUGUAUACCGAACAAUGUCCUUCAGUCGGCCAACAAACCUCUUAAAUACUACAGCUGCUGGCACUUCAUCUUCUGUUCCAACGUUUCGUGGUACAAAUUCCGCAGAAGGGAUGCCCGAGUUAUCUGAGGCAGACAUGGUUGUGUUUCUUGGUGAUUUUAAUUAUCGCCUUGAUGACAUUUCUUAUGACGAAGCAAGAGAUUUUGUUUCUCAAAGAUGCUUUGAUUGGCUUAGAGAAAGGGACCAACUUCGAGCAGAAAUGGAAGCUGGGAAUGUCUUCCAAGGAAUGCGUGAAGCAGUUAUAACAUUUCCUCCCACAUACAAGUUUGAACGGCACCAAGCUGGUUUGGCAGGGUAUGAUUCUGGUGAAAAGAAACGCAUCCCUGCUUGGUGUGACAGAAUUUUGUAUCGUGAUAGCUGCACUUCUUUGGUGUCUGAAUGCAGUUUAGAGUGUCCCAUUGUCUCCUCAGUAUUACAGUAUGAAGCUUGCAUGGAUGUCACAGAUAGUGACCACAAGCCUGUCCGCUGCAUAUUUUCUACAGAUAUUGCUCGAGUAGAUGAACCAAUCCGGAGGCAGGAAUUUGGAGAGAUUCUUGAGUCUAAUGAGAAAAUUAAAUAUCUUCUGAAAGAAUUAUGCAAGAUUCCUGAAACUAUCAUUAGUACAAACAACAUAAUUCUUCAAAACCAGGACACAUUAAUUUUGCGUAUUACAAAUAAAUGUGCGGAAGGCAAUGCUUUGUUUGAAAUCAUUUGUGAAGGUCAGUCCACUGUUACUGGGGAUCAGAAGGCUACUAACCAUCAGUUGAGAGGUUCCUUUGGCUUCCCAAGGUGGCUUGAGGUGAGUCCUGCAACUGGUAUAAUAAGACCAGAUCAAAUUGUUGAAGUAUCAGUGCAUCAUGAGGAAUUUCAGACUCUAGAAGAGUUUGUUGAUGGUGUCGUACAAAAUUCUUGGUGUGAAGACUCCAGAGACAAGGAAGCUAUUUUGGUUGUCAAGGUGCAUGGCAAUUACACUAUCCAGCCAAGAAAUCACCGAGUCCGUGUUCACCACUGUUAUUCAUCCCAGAAAAAAUCUCUGAUUGACUCUCAACCAGACGGCUCCAGGCAUAUCCAAGGAACUGUACUACAUCGAUCUGAUUUCCAACCAUUCAGCAGUUCCUAUGAUGUGGUUGACCAGCUACAGAAAUUGCAUAGCCCUUGAAGCCGCAGUUAUCGGAGCUUGUGGUCCAACUUGUAAUCAUCGAGCCGAUAGAACUGUACAGAAAGAAAUCAAAUGCAAGGCAAAGUAGCGAGACAGCUUUUUACUUGAUCCAUUAUUUAAUUUAUUCAGAAAUGAGCCCAAUUGUAAAUGACUAUGUACCAUAUCAACCAACACAAGCUUCGAUUUUAAGGGAAAAUCCAGUGACCUAUAGUUGAUUGUGUCGUUUGGAUGAUGAUUGCUCCCAACAAAUAUUCUAAUAUUUUUAACUUUCUAUUUGUCUCAUUAUGUGCCUGGAAUUUUGUACAAUGGAAGUCCAUUUUGUUAAUCGACUUCCUGUUAUAUUUUACCUUAGUCAAAUACUACUACAUAAGAAAGAUUGAUUAAUGAAAAAAAUUUCUGAAUUUA